UUUAGGCCAGUGGCCAUGGGUAUUUGUUUCUUGCAUAAAAGAGGGUCCUAUUCAGAGGCCGGCUCAACGGUGCCACCUUCCACCACCAUCCACUCACGAAAGCAAAAAGCGAGGGAUUCUCUCCUCAAGCAGCAAAGAUCUGUCCAGCGAACCAGAUGCCGAUGCUCAGUCACUGAUGACUGCUUGCCAACACCGGCCUCUCAAAGAGGCCAAACGCCUCUCCUGAUGUACGCUAGAUGGAUUGGAAGCCUGACACUUUCAUCCCAUCCUUUCUGAGUUGGAACGUCAUGUCCCUCUAACACUCGGUUUAGAUUCCCACGAGCAAGAGGGGAAAACCGAGCACAACUCCUCAACAACAUUAAAGAACUUAAAGACGGUCUAGUUUAAAUUUCAAGGCCAAAGUCAUCUUUGAGAAGGAGCGACACCUUUUUUGUUGGUAUGAAGGCCAAAGCCGAGGCUAUGAGAGAGCUGAGCGUCAGUGCAGGAUAUUGGCUGGUUUGCUGUGCGUGGCUUUUGACAAUUGGACCACUUAGUGGUAUUGAGGGCGGUUGUGGCAAUCGGGAGGCCCACAAAUGCUGUCCAGGUCGGAAUAAUGACUGCUUGGAUUUCUCCCGGAGGAGAACUCCAUGCUACUGUGACACCUACUGUGAGAAAACCGGGGACUGUUGUGAAGAUUAUCACGCCGUCUGUCAAGCAUCAGCAGCUGUUGAUUGUGUGAUUGGCCCUUGGGGACCCUGGAGCGAGUGCAGUUCCUUGUGUGGGACUGGGAGCAAAGACCGGAUGCGUCAGGUUAUUGUGCCGCCUCGGAAUGGAGGAACCCCCUGUCCGGAUCUAAAGCAGAGGAGAGGAUGCCUCGGGGACGGCCCAUUGUGUGACACCGCAAAAGAGGUGGCUAAGAUUCUGCCUAAUUAUUUUAAAAGGGACUUUAAGGAUCCCUGGAGAAGACCUCACAUGCUGAAGAGGGAAAAGCUGCCAAGUUACUGUAUCUACUUCCGUCUGAAGCAGGUGGGAGCAGCCUGCCACCUGAGUUUCUGGAGCAGCCAGCUGGCGAGAGAAAGGCACGUCUGUGUGGAGUGCCAAGGGGAUGCUGUGGGAAGCAAGAAAAGAUGUCAAGGGGAUGGGCUGCAGGGAGCCAGGACAUUCUGGACCGCUGCUUCAGUCGCUGGCUGCCAAGGCUCUUGGAUGCAGGAGUCUUCCCAGGAAAACUGUGUGUGUCCUCGGCAUUCCUUCAUCUUUGUAUGAUGUUCUGUCAGUCUGUAGGACAAUUUUAAGAAUAAGAGAGAGAAGUCUCCGAUUCAGCUGCCAGUUUCUGAAGAACAAGCUGGAGACAUCAAGGGAGAUACCAAAUGAUAUUUUCAUGCCAAUUUUUACCUCAAUGUUGCUGCAGUUAUAAUUCCACUUUUUUCCCUUUUAUAUUGUCUAACUGGGCUAUGUGUUUUUUCAAAGCGCCAGAAUGUCUCAUUCUCUCUCUUGAAAAGAAGAAAAAAAAAUACCUCUGAAAAACUUUGUCACCUACCUCGGAUGCUGCAGCUAAAAUGCUCUUUUCCUGUUUUCCACAACAAUUCCCUGUAUUAUUUAAGGGAAGAAUUAAAUGGCAACUGCCUACUUCUUAAUUUCUUUAAAUUGAAAAUACGAAGACAGGAGAUUUCAGUGUGUUCCUUUGUCGCUCUAUGCUUUGUGUGAUACAUCCCAGCAAAAUCUACGGGGCUUAAAUGUACAAUGCCCCCACCCCCAGUGGUGGGAUCCAAACAUUUUAAUAACAGGUUCCGAUGGUGGUGGGAUUCAAACAGUGGCGUCGCCGCACAUGCACCUCCAGUCCCUAUUGGACAGGGAGGUUGCUUUAGUAACCCCUUCUUGGCACUCAGAAAAAAUUAGUAACCACUUCCAGAGAAGUGGUGAGAACUGGUUGGAUCCCACCUCUGCCCACGCCCAAUAAACAGGACUUAAAUGUGCCUAACUUUUUUUUUAAUUAUGUCCAAAGUGUGCAUAUGUGUUUAUGUUUUAAUGCAAAAUGCAUUCUGGAAGGCUUAAUCACCUAGUUGCAGAACUGUCUAAAAACUAAACAGGAAGAAUGUGAAGUGAUGUCAUGAUUACUUCUAACUGUACAAGAAUGACAUCAGAGCUGUGAUUGAGGUACCAGGUUAAUCUCUGGCUGUUAACUUUAGAAGCCAGUUAUGAUAUGGUAUGGUGUAUUUUAAUUUAUAAACCACCCUUCCACAAAAGGCUCAGGGUGGUGCACAACAACACAAUAACAACAUCGAUAAACAUAAUCCAGUUAUGCCAUAUAUGUUAUUUGUAGAGGAGUUCUUAAAGAGUUAACAUCUUGGCCUUUCAUUUUGCUUGAUGUUUUUGGUGUUUCUUUUUGGGAAUGGGGUGUCACAUUAACUUUAUUCCAAACAAAAAUUAGCAUUAAAGGAUCUAAAUGAUUCACAAGAUAUAACCCCCGCCCCCACAAGUGGCAUAUACACUGGAGCAGCUGUGGCGUAGGAGGUUAAGAGCUCGUGUAUCUAAUCUGGAGGAACCAGGUUUGAUUCCCAGCUCUGCCGCCUGAGCUGUGGAGGCU
Sphaerodactylus townsendi is the source of this 2563-nucleotide messenger RNA. Its product is annotated as somatomedin-B and thrombospondin type-1 domain-containing protein-like. The transcript has 5 exons. Lineage: Eukaryota; Metazoa; Chordata; Lepidosauria; Squamata; Sphaerodactylidae. The record is from RefSeq and is a predicted model, not a curated record. The coding region runs from base 439 to 1242 and encodes 267 amino acids.